Maniola jurtina (meadow brown) is the source of this 2285-nucleotide messenger RNA. Its product is annotated as transcription factor E2F7-like. Gene Ontology annotation, biological process: regulation of transcription by RNA polymerase II. The coding region runs from base 272 to 1279 and encodes 335 amino acids. Lineage: Eukaryota; Metazoa; Arthropoda; Insecta; Lepidoptera; Nymphalidae. Gene Ontology annotation, cellular component: RNA polymerase II transcription regulator complex. The record is from RefSeq and is a predicted model, not a curated record. The transcript is spliced from 3 exons. Gene Ontology annotation, molecular function: RNA polymerase II cis-regulatory region sequence-specific DNA binding; DNA-binding transcription factor activity, RNA polymerase II-specific.
GCAACACUGGCUUCGUCGCUCGCGCGCAUUUGCUAGCAAAUGUCAAAGUUGUUUAUUGUUAGGUUAUUUUUUUUUUAUAGAAAUGAAUAAAAUAAAAAUGUUUAGAGCGUGAAUAUUUAAAAUAAAAAGUUCAAAAUCUUAGUUUUAAUUCGCUGCAAUCGAACCUGUGUCCGGCGUUGAUACUGCGGUGCAAAAAGACCUACUGGAUUUUAGCUGUCAAAAAGUACGCGAAUAUUUGUUGCGUAGGAUUUAUGCAUAAUGUUCUCGCACAAUGUAUGACGAUGAUAACAUUACCUCUACUCCUAAGCGAUGCGCGCUAACAGAGGUUACGAAUGCUUCAAGUUACGUCUCCCCGACUGCUAACCUCAAGUUGUUGACCAAUGUUGCCUUGCAGUACCCCACGCCGCCACCUAGUACGGCGCAUCGCAAGGAGAAAUCUUUGCAAAUAUUAUGUGACAAAUUUCUCAAUCUCUACCCACUUCAUGGAAAUGGCACUGUGGAAAUACAGUUGGAUAGCACAGCAGCCCGGCUAGGUGUGGAAAAACGGAGAAUGUAUGACAUAAUAAAUAUUCUGGAAGCCAUGCAAUGUGCAGUGCACAAGAGGAAAAACACUUAUCUUUGGCAUGGAGGAACACGCCUCAACUCAUUCUUGAAGAUGUUAAAAAGGCAGGGAGAAAAUCUGAGGUUGUCGGAGGCUCUCAGAGGCAAAGCUCCUAAGCCGCCAGCUCCUAAACAUAAGACUCUUGGAGUUUUAGCACAACGGUUUUUGAUGCUUUUCUUAGUCGAACCACCUAAUACCCUUAUUAACUUGGAGAUGGCUGUUGGUGUACUCAUUGACACUUCAAGUAAAAGCAAAUCAACCCUGUCGCCUGAGCAGCUGGACCGCCAACACAAGUCUAAAGUGAGGAGGCUCUAUGAUAUCGCUAAUGUCUUAAUUUCAAUUGGUCUCAUAGAAAAGGUAUCCGGUAAUUUAAUAUUAAAGAAACCAGUAUUUAAAUAUGUUGGGCCAUAUAAAAUUAAAAAGUCUGAGAAAAUAAUUGUGUACACACCAUCACCAUUAACUCCAUUGUCAGUAUUACACACGCAGCAACUGCUGACUCCUUGUCAAGUGUAUGCUGGCAAGUCAAAACGGAAGUUAGAGUUCACAACACCAAACACUAGUAGCACUGAACGGCUCGGUGUAACUACUCCUCCACACACUCCAUCACACAAGUGGGAUGAAAUUUUGCUGGUGGCAGACAUGGAACUGACUAGAAUUAACAAUGGAAUCACAUUGUAAUUAUUUAUAACUGUGGAUAAUAUUUUUUAGUGACAGUUAGUAUAUCCUACUACUAAUAAAUAAUAGAAGUACAUAAAUUAAUAUGAUAUGAAAAGCAUGACAAACAAAAAACAUUGGGAAACUAAUAAUAUAAUGUUGAUUUCUUAUAAGAAUGAAGAGUAGGUAAUAGUUUAAAGAUUAUCUUUAAAGUAUAACUGAUAAGCUAACUGCUACAGUUUUGUUUAUGAAAUAUGCUUGCCAUUUAUGUGUAUUCAUUGGCAAACAUGAUUGAGUCUGUCUAUGUGAAUUCACUGACUUGACUGAACAUUAUUUAAGUUAAAAAUAUUGGCAAACAUACUUGUCUUCCAGUGGAUAUAUAAGAAACAAGUGCAGAAAGUUAAAUAUGGUUACAUUGUAAUUUUAUUUUAUUGUAUUGUUGCUGAGAACAGAAGUUUAUUUUUGUCACAGACAUCUUUGUGCAAUUAAUCUUUAAUGUAUAUAAUCCAAAAAUCUUUAAAAUUAUUUUGUUACAAAGACAACAUAUUAUAAUAUUAUAGUAUAAAAGUUAUGUACAAGAAGUCUACAGAUAUAUACAUUUUUAAAAAUUUGAUCAAAUAAUAUUAUAAGUAGGGCUAUGUUAAACUAAUUAAAAAAUAUAUAUUAAAUGUUAUUUUUCAUGCCCAUUUGUAAUAUGUAUAAAUUAGGUAACAAGAUUUUUUAUUAAGUUAUGAAAAAAUUACAAAUCAUUUUCCUGGUAGCCCUAUAUCUAGCAUGUAAAUUUAUUUGUAAACCAAUAUUAAUACAAACAUUACAAUAAUAAAGCAUUGUUAUGUUAACUUCAAACUUCGUUUUUGUAAUUUUAUCUUUUUUAAAAGUGUUUAUAUUAAUGUUUGGACUAAAGAAUGAAAAUGUAUGCAUUUAUAACUUUCAUCUUUAAUAGGUAGUUAUUACAAUGAAUUUUAUAACAAAGUUGCUUUUAUUUUAUAUUUGUUCUAAGUUAUAUGUAAUAAAUAAAUAAUGAAUUAUA